AUGAAUGGUGCUGUCACCCACCGGAUGAAUGCGAAGGCCGCGCCCAGCCGUCACGCCCGUCCCUGUCCGCAGAGGCCGACAGCCAAGGAGCUGUUGCGGCUGCCGUUCAUCCGGAAGGCCAAGAAGACUUCGUACCUGAUCGACUUGAUUGACCGGCACAAGAAGUACAAGAUGACCAAGCAGGACGACUCAGACAGCAGCGAGGAGACCGACUCGGAGGGGUCGCGGAACGACUCCGACCUGGACGAGCCGUGGGUGCCGACCAUCCGCGGCCCGUCGUCGGGCCGCCGCCAGACCGAGCUGGACACGAGCGUCGACAACGGCGGCAAGGCCGACCGCGACAUCGACAGCAUGAACCACAACAACCGGAUACCGCCCCAGGUCAUCACGCAGCUGCAGAACGGCUCGGCGCUGCCGGACGUCUCGCCGCUGACGACACCGACGCCGCGGUCUCCGGAGAAGGAGACGCCGCCGCCGCGCAGUCCGACGCGGCCUACCACGUCGCUCCAGCGGCGACACCGGAACAGCUACCGGGCGCGCGACUCGUCCUCGCUGGCGCAACGCACUGACGCCAUCGACGAGCUGCGCAACGCCUUCGAGCUGGCCGAGCGCAGCGCGCCCGGCAUCAGCGACCAGUUCGUGCAGCAGCUGAUGGUCAAGCUGGUCCGCUAG
Messenger RNA from Pollicipes pollicipes, 672 nucleotides. RefSeq names its product serine/threonine-protein kinase 25-like. The record is from RefSeq and is a predicted model, not a curated record. NCBI's taxonomy places the organism in Eukaryota, Metazoa, Arthropoda, Thecostraca, Pollicipedomorpha, Pollicipedidae. The coding region runs from base 1 to 672 and encodes 223 amino acids. The transcript has 7 exons.